Molecule: messenger RNA, 1410 nt
Organism: Vanessa tameamea
Lineage: Eukaryota; Metazoa; Arthropoda; Insecta; Lepidoptera; Nymphalidae
Exons: 11
Coding region: 1-1410 (469 amino acids)
Biological process (GO): sodium ion transmembrane transport
Cellular component (GO): plasma membrane
Molecular function (GO): ligand-gated sodium channel activity
Source: RefSeq, a predicted model, not a curated record
AUGGCACUUUGUCACAAAGGGUUCAGUUCAGUUCAAUGGGGCAAAAUACCUUUCUGUGAAAAAAGGGUUAUAUUCGUUGGUGACGAGGAGUCCUGUUUUAUAUGCAUUUAUUUUUUUAUUCUUAUAUUUUAUAGACUGUUAUGGGUGAUCGUCACAACGGUGGCUGUGUGGGGUGUGGUCGACAUUUCUCUUGGACAGUGGCAGCGGUACAAUGAUAACCCAACAGUGGUCACGUUGGAGAAGGAUUUCAGGACUUGGAGAUACAAUUUGCCAGCCGUGACGGCUUGCGAAAAGGAUCGAGUGAACGCAGAAAAAUUACCAACCGCUAUAAAGUCGCGAUGGAACGUGAAUCCUGGCCAAGAAAAGUAUGAAUACUAUAAAAAAUUCGUUCAAAUGGUCGCCAAUUCUAAUCUCUACAACUUGACUGGUUACGAAGAAUUCAAGGAUGAUCCAAAUCUGAAGGUGGAUCUGACUGAACUGGUCGUUGAAGUGAUGCCGGAGCACAAUCACAUCAAAAUUGGUUCAUCAGAACCAUUACUUGCGAAGUGGAAACCGGUGAUGACUGAAGUUGGCGCUUGUUACACAAUCAACUCCAUCGCUGUUUUGGAUGUAUCUGUAACAAAAUCCGAUUGGAACGAAACACGUAUACCCAUGUCAUGCAAGUAUUCAACGCAAAGCUGUUAUUGGAUAUUGGAAUGCAAUAAUUUUAUUGAUUAUUACAUCCACUCGCCAUACGAUGUCGCAAACAUAAUGUUACCACCGUCCUCCACAUACCCGUCACUCAACCGGUUCUCGGAGCUGACGACCAUGGAGACCCAAGCGGGGCCGGGAGUCAGAGAACUAUCGCCACGUACAAGACACUGCCUUUACACCAGUGAACCAACGAGGGAAUCUAGAAGGGUGUACAGCACCAACAUAUGCCGUCAAGACUGCAGAGGUCGAUUGGCGUUGAAACUGUGCGGCUGCCAGCCCUUCUAUUAUUUCUACGAUGACGGUCCCGCCUGUACACCAGCGGGGAUGUGGUGCCUGGCUAAACACUUCCAUCGUCUCGCUACCUUCGACAGCGUUAAAUGUAUUUGCAACCAGCAGUGCCUUGACUCUGUCUUCAGGGAAGUCUCCAAGGAGGAACAGAUUUGGGACAGGGGCCCGUUCCAGUCUCGUGGUGCGAUGCGGCUGACGGUUCGGCCACCACGAGCGCGAUACUCGCGGUACAUCGUGUUUCAUCUACAGGACCUAAUUGUGUCGUUCGGCGGUGCCGCUGGUCUGUUCCUCGGAGCCAGCUUCAUCAGCUUCGUGGAGAUAACCUACUUCAUACUGGAAGGGAUUUUACGAUACAGACGUGACGACACGAAGGUGUUGGAAGAAGACUCUACUUCAAGGUUCCCGAAUCAUGUAGAAGAUACAGAGUGA